AUGUUACGCACACUCAUCCCUCGUGCAUCGCCUAAAGCCUUUUCAAAGCCAUGGACCUCAACCACCUCAUAUCAACAGCCCGCCUUCUAUCUCUACAGCAGUCGAAGAAGAGGUUACGCCACAGAAGCCCCUCAACAUGAUCUUGUCAUCAUAGGUGGCGGAGUAGCGGGAUACGUUGCGGCCAUAAAGGCAGGGCAAGAGGGCAUGAAGGUGGCGUGUAUAGAAAAGCGAGGAGCACUUGGAGGAACAUGCCUAAACGUCGGCUGCAUACCUUCAAAGUCACUCUUGAACAACUCCCACAUGUAUCACCAAAUCCUCCACGAUACAAAAAAACGGGGCAUUGAAGUCGGUGAUGUGAAGCUCAACCUAAAGCAGAUGAUGGCUGCAAAGAACACCUCUGUUGAUGGUUUGACGAAAGGAGUGGAAUUCCUAUUCAAGAAGAACAAAGUCGAUUAUAUUCCCGGAACAGGCGCGUUUGUAGGGCCAAAUGAAGUGAAGGUCAACAGAAUAGAUGGGCAAGAGCAGACACUACUGGCAAAGAACAUUAUAGUCGCCACUGGCAGCGAGUCUACGCCUUUUCCAGGCCUUACGAUAGAUGAAAAGAAGGUCGUCACAAGCACAGGCGCCAUUGCUCUUGAGGAAGUGCCCAAGAAGAUGGUCGUCAUUGGUGGAGGCAUCAUUGGUCUUGAAAUGGGGUCAGUCUGGUCGAGAUUAGGUUCGGAGGUCACCGUCGUGGAAUUUCUAGGUCAAAUAGGAGGACCGGGUAUGGAUGCAGAUAUCUCAAAGUCAACGAAAAAGAUUCUGGAAAAGCAAGGGAUGAAGUUCAAGCUCAACACAAAGGUCAUGGAGGGCGAUGAUAGUGGAGAGGGCGUCAAGCUCAAGGUCGAAGCCGCAAAGGGCGGCAAGCAAGAAACUCUCGAGGCAGACGUUGUUCUUGUGGCUAUAGGUCGUCGUCCUUACACCGCUGGCUUGGGGCUUGAAAAUGUUGGCUUGGACGUCGAUAACAAAGGUCGUCUGAUCAUUGACGAGCAAUACCGCACGAAGGUUCCUCACAUCCGCGUCAUCGGUGAUUGCACAUUCGGGCCAAUGUUAGCGCACAAGGCGGAAGAGGAGGCUGUUGCUUGUAUAGAAUACAUUUCGAAGGGCAGCGGGCACGUGAACUACGGAGCCAUCCCUUCCGUAAUGUAUACGCAUCCCGAGGUCGCAUGGGUCGGCCAAAAUGAAGCUGAGCUCAAGGAACAAGGCGUGAAAUAUAGAGUCGGUACGUUUCCUUUCAGUGCCAACAGCCGUGCGAAGACGAACUUGGAGACCGAUGGUAUGGUGAAGUUCAUCUCGGACGCAGAGACGGAUCGAAUAUUAGGAAUACAUAUCGUGGGACCGAAUGCAGGUGAAAUGAUUGCGGAAGGUGUGCUCGCUAUUGAGUAUGGUGCUAGCAGUGAAGAUGUUGCGAGGACAAGCCACGCACAUCCAACGCUGGCGGAAGCCUUCAAGGAGGCCGCUAUGGCCACAUACUCGAAGGCAAUACACUACUAG
Molecule: messenger RNA, 1533 nt
Organism: Bacidia gigantensis
Lineage: Eukaryota; Fungi; Ascomycota; Lecanoromycetes; Lecanorales; Ramalinaceae
Gene: DLD1
Product: D-lactate ferricytochrome c oxidoreductase
Exons: 4
Coding region: 1-1533 (510 amino acids)
Cellular component (GO): oxoglutarate dehydrogenase complex; mitochondrion
Molecular function (GO): dihydrolipoyl dehydrogenase (NADH) activity; flavin adenine dinucleotide binding
Source: RefSeq, a predicted model, not a curated record